GCCUUCUUCCUGAGGGGUUCCGCUGAGUUAGCGCCCUGCUGCUUCCAGCGCCCCCUUAAGAUACCGUAGUGGCCGCUGCCAGCCAUGGCUUUGCCCCCGGAGAAAGCCUCCGAACUGAAACAACUCAUUCACCAGCAGCUGACGAAGAUGGAUGUCCACAGUAGGAUCCGAGAAGUUCUUGCUGAGACCAUACGUGAAGAACUGGCACCUCAACAUCAGCAGCUAUCUGAAGAAGAUCUAAUGAGAGCCCUAAUACGGCGAGGAAUCAUUGAUGAUGUUAUUAAAGAGCUUAACUUUGUAAAUGAAACGAAUGACAGGGAAAUGACUUCAACACCAAAACCCUCUACGCAUUUUGUUGACAGACAUCCAGCAGUGUUAAAAAAAACAAAUAUUGACCCAACAAGAAGGUAUCUUUACGUUCAGGUUUUGGGUGGAAAAGCAUUUUUAGAACAUCUGCAGGAACCUGAGCCUUUACCUGGUCAAAAUUGUUCUACCUUCACUCUCUGCUUACAUUUUCGAAACCAACGUUUUCGCUCUAAACCUGUCCCAUGUGCCUGUGAACCAGAUUUCAGUGAUGGCUUUCUACUUGAAGUAUAUAAGGAUACCUUAGGUGAAGGAAGUAAAAUGGUGGAUGCAACUACUAUGCUAUCAAUAUGUGAUCCCGUGCAUAUUGUCUUGAUCAAAACAGACACAUUUGGUGAGACCACAUUAGUAGCAUCCUAUUUCUUAGAGUGGCGAUCUGUCCUGAGUGCAGAGAACAGAAUAACAAACGUUGCUGUUGAACUUCUGGGUGUAGGUACAGAAUCAAAGGUUUCUGUUGGAAUACUUAACAUCAAACUUGAGAUGUACCCAAAGCUAAAUAAAACACUUUCUCAGGAAAUAGUUAAUACUCAAUUUACUUUAGAACGCCAGAAAACAGCAGAAAAGGAACGUUUGUUUCUUGUGUAUGCUAAGCAGUGGUGGAGAGAAUACCUGCAGAUAAGGACUUCACACAACACAAGACUGGUGAAAAUUUUUGCACAGGAUGAAAAUGGGAUAAACAGACCAGUUUGUUCGUAUGUCAAGCCUCUUCGAGCAGGCCGGCUUCUGGACACGCCCAGGCAAGCUGCAAGAUUUGUCAGUGUGCUUGGUUAUGAAAAAGCCCCUAUCAUUGGCGGAGGAAAUAGUAAACAAGAACAGUGGUGUACCCUUUUGGCUUUUCUGUGUAGAAACAAGGGUGACUGUGAAGAUCAUGCUAACCUUUUGUGCAGCCUUCUACUGGGAUUUGGGCUGGAAGCUUUUGUUUGUGUAGGAACAAAAGCUAAAGGUGUUCCUCACACAUGGGUAAUGACUUACGGGAUUGAUGGAAUAAUCACUUUCUGGGAGAGUUUAACAGGACAUAGGUACAUCCACAAUCCUAUUAAGCCUGAUGACCCUCCAAUUGUUGAACAGCCGAAGCCACUGUAUCCUUACCGAACAAUAGGAUGUGUCUUCAGUCAUCAAAAGUUUUUAGCAAACUGCCAGCCUUCUGAUGCUGUAGAAGUCUGUGCCUUUGACUUGCAUGAUGAAUCCAAAUGGAAACCGAUGAGUGGAGAAGCAAUCAAAUCUGUGUGUUCUCCAGGGGCCACAACGGCACUUCCACCUUUUCCUCCUCUCUGUGCUUCCGCCAUUGAUGCUGCAGCAGCAAGCAACGAACUGGAGUUACAGCUUAGAAUAUUAGUGGCAGAACACAGGAAGGACCUUGGACUUGCAACAGUCUGGGAUGACCAGCUAUCUUACCUCUUGUCACCAGCUUUGGCAGCCUAUGAACUUGAACGUACCACAAGCAUUUCUUCAGGAAAUGAAGAGUUUCAAGAUGCCAUCAGGAGAGCAGUACCAGAUGGUCAUACGUUCAAAGGAUUCCCCAUCCACUUUGUGUACAAAAAUGCAAGGAGAGCAUUUGCUGCAUGUCUUCGGUCUCCUUUCUGUGAAGAAAUAGUGUGCUGUAGAGGGGACCAAGUGCGGCUUGCCGUCCGUGUCAGAGUAUUCACAUAUCCUGAAUCGGCAUGUGCUGUUUGGAUCAUGUUUGCUUGCAAAUAUCGUUGUGUACUCUAAGAACUCAUUUUCACUUUUAACUGAAAUCCUGUGCACUUGUGCAAAAGCCUCAUUGAGGUCGAAGACUUUUGCAUAUUACUGAUGGAAAGCUUGCAUCUUGGUCCUGAACACAUUUACUUGGAAGUAAAUACCAUUGGUUUUAGUGGAACAUAUUUCUCAGUGUGCUUUGGAUAAUUGGACAAUACUAAAAUACUAUUCUAAUAUAUAAUAGUACACUUUUGUUAAAGGCUACCUGCUACAAUAAUGUUAGAGUUUUGACUGUGUGAUUGUGUGUAAAAUAUCAUGAGAAACAAUAUUUGUAUAA
Messenger RNA from Elgaria multicarinata webbii, 2377 nucleotides. It is a transcript of the gene CEP76, whose product is annotated as centrosomal protein 76. The coding region runs from base 85 to 2073 and encodes 662 amino acids. Gene Ontology annotation, biological process: regulation of centriole replication. The record is from RefSeq and is a predicted model, not a curated record. Gene Ontology annotation, cellular component: centriole. NCBI's taxonomy places the organism in Eukaryota, Metazoa, Chordata, Lepidosauria, Squamata, Anguidae. The transcript is spliced from 12 exons.